AUGAAGGUAGGCUAAAAUAACAUGUUUUCCAUUGAUUGUCUCGUCUUUAGCCCCAAUCCUCUCACAAAGCAAACGAUGGCGAUCGGAAUCGCCCUCAUAGCAGCCACCAUUCUGACAAAUAUGCGGGCCUUACCAGAAAUCAAAUAAGGCGCCGAAAGUAAGUGAUUUUUAUUUGCUUAUUAUUCUUGGUUUAGAUACCGUGAAAAGAAACGAAGACCGAAAGAGGCUGUUAACGAAGGUGGAGCUGCGAUUAGGUUCAUUAAUCACGGACAAUUUAAAAUAUAUAUCCAUGGUGACGUCCACAUCAGAUUUAACAACGUUAAAUUCGGGCAUGGCCAGUCAAGCGCAACCUCAUCUAAAUCCGGUCAGGGUGUGAAAUCACAUGCUAUUGAUAAAGGGACUCGUCAGGCAGAUCCUCGUCCUCUCAGAGAAAGAAAUUGGAACGAGUUGACUAAAAAUCAAAGGAAGAGUUUAAAGUAUGUCGUCUUUCUUUAUUUUUAUGGAUUUAGAUAUCGUCAAAAGCAUCGCAAGCCAAAGGAGGAUAAAGAAACAUCAGAACCCGUGAAUGUUGUCAAGAAAGAAGUGAAAGAAGAGAGUGGCUCCAACUCUCAAGACCGAUUCUGA
This is a messenger RNA of Bursaphelenchus xylophilus (pine wood nematode), 624 nucleotides long. The record is from the annotation of a GenBank genome assembly. NCBI's taxonomy places the organism in Eukaryota, Metazoa, Nematoda, Chromadorea, Rhabditida, Aphelenchoididae.